This is a messenger RNA of Saxophila tyrrhenica, 966 nucleotides long. RefSeq lists its product as uncharacterized. The record is from RefSeq and is a predicted model, not a curated record. Gene Ontology annotation, biological process: chromosome segregation; protein phosphorylation. Lineage: Eukaryota; Fungi; Ascomycota; Dothideomycetes; Mycosphaerellales; Extremaceae. The coding region runs from base 1 to 966 and encodes 321 amino acids. The transcript has 3 exons. Gene Ontology annotation, cellular component: centrosome; nucleus; cytoplasm. Gene Ontology annotation, molecular function: ATP binding; protein serine/threonine kinase activity.
AUGGACGCAUUGAAAGAAAAGCAAGGAUCCGCGAAGUGUAUGAGUUCGCGAGCGGACCACGUCGAAGACCAGGCGCUCUGGUACAGAGUCUACAUGAGGUGGUGCCCCCACGAGACACUCCAGUAUCUGAUCUCUAGCGAUGAUCUCCAUCGCAAAGGAAGUCCGAGGGUCCCAGAAGCGGCUUUGUUGAGCUUCUUCAACGAUAUGAUAGAAGCCUGUCUCGUUCUUGAGUUCGGCGACGCAACCGCGGUUGCAAAGCUCACGGGCUGGAAAUCCUUCGUCCACCGCAACAUCAAGCCAAACAAUAUCUUCCUCGAUAGUCCAGAGGAAAGCCCGAGGUUCCCAGAAUAUCCCAAAGCCGUUCUUGGUGAUUUUGGAAUUGCUGUCAUGACGGAUAAAAUGGACCCUAAUAAUCUCAAGUGCAACCGGUAUCCUCUCAGACAUUGUCUCAAGAGUACGAUUUGCUACAAUGAUAAUGCAGGUACACCUGGCUGGAAAGCACCGGAGAUGAUCAGGCAAAUCCACAAGACUUCACUGAGCAGAUUGGACCUGCCACGCAUCAACAGACCGGAAAUGAAAUUGGGGGGCGCCUGCAACGUCUGGGGCGUCAGCGCAAUCAUGACAAGACUGAUGAACCAAGACACAGCCAACUGGAAGAAGGAGCAUGCUCUUCAUGACCACUACGCCAGCGCAGAGGCAAGUCGUCCAGUGCAGCUUGAUGAAAAGACUGAAGGAUUCUAUUCACGUCAGCUCCGAGAGCUAGUCAAUAGCUGCACUGCAUACCUCCCUCACGAUCGACCAACCCUGGUAGAGCUCAGGAGGGAGAUACAAAAGUGUACACAGCCCGGCUCCGUGCACGACCGCGCAAAUGGCAUGAGGACUCAUGUCGGCAAUCUUGCCCAAUGGGACUUGCUACAGUAUUACAAGGAUGAGUACAAGCUUAACAUGGCAUAUAGCAGGGGAUGA